Messenger RNA from Rhipicephalus sanguineus (brown dog tick), 618 nucleotides. RefSeq names its product protein lap4. The coding region runs from base 274 to 603 and encodes 109 amino acids. NCBI's taxonomy places the organism in Eukaryota, Metazoa, Arthropoda, Arachnida, Ixodida, Ixodidae. Gene Ontology annotation, molecular function: protein binding. The record is from RefSeq and is a predicted model, not a curated record. Gene Ontology annotation, biological process: neurotransmitter receptor transport postsynaptic membrane to endosome; neurotransmitter receptor transport, endosome to postsynaptic membrane. The transcript is spliced from 2 exons. Gene Ontology annotation, cellular component: postsynaptic membrane; adherens junction; postsynaptic density.
UCAGCUGUCCGUGACGGGUCUGGGAAGGCGAAGCCGGGGUCUAGCCACCAUAGCCGGGGAUCGUCGGCUGUUGACGUCAUGGUCGUGGUCCGUCGGGCCGUAUCUGUUGUGUUUUGUUCGGUUACGAAGAAUGUGAUGUGCACACCGGUGCUGUAGCCUGUGCCAGGCGCUGUGAUCUUUGUGUGGGAACGUGUGUGUGUGUUUUGCCUGUGUGCAUCGCGUGCUUGUGUGCGCGCGUGUGCCAUGCCGGGGUGUGCCGUCUCCUGAGGAGCAAUGUUCCGCUGUAUUCCACUGUUCCGUGGGUGCAACCGUCAAGUCGAGUACAUCGACAAGAGGCACAGUAACUUAUUCAAUAUACCGGACGAUGUGCUGAGGUACGCGAGGACGUUAGAAGAGCUGCUUCUAGAUGCCAAUCACAUUCGCGACCUGCCGAGAGGUCUUUUUCGACUCACGAAGUUGCGGAGGUUAAGUGUCAACGACAAUGAAAUCUCCCAGCUUCCAGCGGACAUUGCCAACUUGAUGAACUUGGUCGACUUGGAUGUGAGCAAAAACGGUAAGCAGACAUCAUUUACUGCCGCAUCCUGGGUAUUUCUGCUGCGAUAGCGAUGCGUGGUUCUU